AUGAGCUACUAUGCCAGCUACUACAGAGGCCUGGGCUACGGCUGUGGAGGCUUUAGUGGCCUGGGCUGUGGCUAUGGCUGUGGCUGUGGGAGCUUCUGCAGACUGGCCCAUGGCUGUGACGAUGGAGGCUACCAACAUGGCUGACGCCAGCCAUCUUGCUAUGGAAGAUACUGGUCUUCUGCCUUCUACUGA
Messenger RNA from Trichechus manatus latirostris (Florida manatee), 192 nucleotides. RefSeq names its product keratin-associated protein 19-7-like. Lineage: Eukaryota; Metazoa; Chordata; Mammalia; Sirenia; Trichechidae. The record is from RefSeq and is a predicted model, not a curated record.